Molecule: messenger RNA, 1465 nt
Organism: Topomyia yanbarensis
Lineage: Eukaryota; Metazoa; Arthropoda; Insecta; Diptera; Culicidae
Product: phospholipase A1-like
Exons: 7
Coding region: 108-1193 (361 amino acids)
Molecular function (GO): lipase activity
Source: RefSeq, a predicted model, not a curated record
AGGAAGUGCGAAUACAAAGUACGGCGGGUUAUAACUAAAAGUGAAGUGCCAGUUUUUCUUUCCACGAGAAGAAUAAUUAGUUUCAAGUUCAAGUUCCAAGCAGCAAAAUGUUGAUGAUGAUGAAAAUAUUUUUGACUUCUACACUCAUAUGUGGCAGCUUUGUGAUUUACAAUUUUAUAGAUGGACAAGCCCAACAUCUGAUCGCUCAAGCGCUGUAUCUCGGCGAUCCAGAAUCUUUCAACACCACCAAAGAGGACUGCGUAUGGAAGCGAGAGGGCAUGGAGAACCAUUGUCCGGAUCCGGCGAUAAGAACGAUCCUAUAUACAUCCGGAAUUGUGAAGGACAAAUUUGUGUUCGACAUGUAUCAUCCGGACUGGCUGAACGAUUCCGAAUGGGAGCCGGCAAAGGAGAACAUAAUUCUAGUUCAUGGUUAUGCCGGCGGUGAAGACUCGCUGCCGAUUGCGGUGCUACGAGAUGCCUACGUUAACCACGGAGGAUACAACGUGUUUCUGGUUGAUUGGGGUUCUCUCGGGCAACCGCCCUGCUACGUUGCGGCUGUCUACAAUAUCCGUCCGGUUGCGGUGUGCUUGGCGCAGACAUUUAUGAAACUGAGAGCUCUGGGACUUCCGACGGAGAAAACUACAUGUGUAGGUCAUUCACUUGGGGCACACAUUUGUGGGCUGAUGGCGAACUUUUUGAACUUCAGAAUGGAACGAAUCAUCGCUUUGGAUCCAGCAAGGCCUCUUAUUAAACCCGGGCACAUUAAUCGUCUAGACAGUGGAGAUGCCAAGUCGGUUCAAGUCAUGCACACUAAUGCUGGCCACUACGGUGAAGGAGGACGAGUAGGGCAUAUUGAUUUUUGUGUCAAUGGUGGACGUCGACAGCCAUUUUGUGGCAAUAGUACUAACGUCAACUUGUGCAGCCACGUUUGGGCUGUCUGCUAUAUGGCACAAUCCCUAUAUGAAGGUACCGAACCUAUGGCGGAACCGUGUAACCGCAGAUGCCCGACAAACGUACUCAUGCCGCCGGGCAGACAGAGAAGGGGACGCUUUGGCUAUGCAAUAGGCUAUGCAAUUGCAAUGGGACAAAAGACUCCGAUGAACGCUUCCGGUUCGUACUGCAUUAAAGAUGCUACCCCGCCAUUCUGUCCUACUCAUCCUGGUGGGCCGGGUGAUAAACGAUGCUGCAUUUAAUUAAAUCGGAACUAUCUUUGAAUAAUAUGUAACCAAUUCUGCUCGUUGAUACUGUGUUUUCUUGUUACAUAUAUGUGAAUGUUUAACAAGACAACACAGCAUUAACGGUCCAGUGUUAGAAUAAAAUGUAACUGCUAAGUAGUUAUUCAUAUACAGUUAUAAAACGUACUUUAAAUGGUUAAUUUUAUAUCAUUGAUCCGUGCUUUGUUGAAUUUAUAAGUGCGAUUUAUGUUUGAAUGUUCUAUUAUUGAUUAAUUAAAUGGACUUCUACA